Molecule: messenger RNA, 3456 nt
Organism: Ananas comosus (pineapple)
Lineage: Eukaryota; Viridiplantae; Streptophyta; Magnoliopsida; Poales; Bromeliaceae
Product: probable LRR receptor-like serine/threonine-protein kinase IRK
Exons: 2
Coding region: 159-3071 (970 amino acids)
Biological process (GO): hormone-mediated signaling pathway; protein phosphorylation
Cellular component (GO): plasma membrane
Molecular function (GO): protein binding; ATP binding; protein kinase activity
Source: RefSeq, a predicted model, not a curated record
GUGUGCUCUCUCUCUCUCUCUCUCUCUCUCUCUCUCUCUCUCGGAUGCUCAGGGAAGUACUAAAUGCGGCGGUGGUGGGCUGAGCUUCGUAGAACUCGGCGCCGACUCCUCUCUCUCCGCCGACUAUAAUAAGCAUUAGAGCGAAACCCUAGUCGACAAUGGCGCGCUCUCUCCUCUUCCUCCUCCUGCUCCUCCUCCUCCCCAUGGCCGCGUGGGCCGGGUCCACGGCGCUCAGCGACGACGUGCUCGGGCUCAUCGUGUUCAAGGCCGAGGUCGUGGACCCCCAAUCCAAGCUCGCCACGUGGGACGAGGACGACGACCACCCAUGCGCCUGGUUCGGCGUCACGUGCGACCCCGCCACCCGCCGCGUCGUCGCCCUAACCCUAGAUGGCCUCUCCCUCUCCGGCAAGCUCGGCCGCGGCCUCCUCCAGCUCCGCUCCCUCAAAACCCUAACCCUCGCCCGCAACAACUUCUCCGGCGAGCUCAACCCCGACCUCCUCUCCCGGAUCGACGCCCUUCAAACCCUCGACCUCAGCGAGAAUCGCCUCUCCGGAUCGAUCCCUGACGCGUUCUUCGCGCAAUGCCGAUCGAUCCGAUCCAUGUCCUUGGCCAAAAAUGACAUCUCUGGUGAGAUUCCUCACAAUGUGGGCUCUUGCUCUACACUAGCAUCGCUUGAUCUCUCGUCGAAUCGGCUUUCGGGGUCGAUGCCGAGUGAGAUUUGGUUGCUAAAUGCAUUAAGAUCUCUCGAUCUCUCCAAUAAUGCUUUGGUUGGUGAUAUCCCCGUUGGGAUAAAGAGGAUGUAUAAUCUGAGAUCAAUAAGCUUAAGAGGGAAUCAGCUAACGGGGUCGCUCCCGGAUGAUAUCGGUGAUUGUUUGCUACUAACAUCGCUUGAUCUCAGUUCGAAUUCGUUGUCGGGAAAUUUACCGGACUCGUUGCGAAAGCUUUCCAUUUGUGGCUACCUUAGCUUGAGCUCCAAUUCCUUUACAGGGGAUGUUCCUACUUGGAUUGGAGAGUUGAGAAACUUGGAGACUCUUGAUUUAUCCGGAAACAAGUUUUCCGGUCAAAUCCCAAGUUCUUUAGGCAAACUCGAGCUCUUGAAAGAGUUGGAUCUCUCCAGAAACAGCUUUACGGGGAGUCUCCCUGAAUCAAUCUCUGCUUGCAAGAGUCUGAGGGAAGUCGACUUCAGUUCGAACUCGUUGACGGGAACUCUUCCUUCCUGGGUUUUCGAAUUGGGUUUGCAGCGGAUUUUGAUCUCGGAUAAUGUAUUGAGUGGAUCGAUACAAGUUCCUGCAAUAGCUGCUUCGGCCGCCAGGGUUUUGGAUUUAUCCGGCAAUGACUUUUCCGGUGUAAUCCCCGCCGAAAUCUCUGAUCUUCGAGGCUUGGAGUUGUUGAACUUGUCGCGGAAUUCGCUGUCCGGUUACAUUCCGAUGAGUGUUGGGGAACUUAAGUUUCUAGAAGUGCUUGAUGCAAGUGAGAACCGAUUGAAUGGUACCAUCCCUUUAGAGAUAGGAGAAGUAAUCUCUCUAAAGGAGCUGAGGUUGGGGAUGAACUCACUUACAGGGGAUAUUCCUACCCAAAUAGGGAAUUGCUCCUCUCUUACAUCCUUGGACCUUUCGCAAAACAAUCUAACCGGUCCAAUUCCCCCGACAAUUGCGGAACUCCCCCAUCUUCGAUCUGUCGAUCUAUCCCAAAAUAAGCUCACGGGAACAAUUCCUAAAAACCUCUCUGACCUGCCCCUCAUCUCCUUUAACAUUUCCCACAACCUUUUAUCCGGAGAUAUUCCUACUGGAACCUUUUUCAACACAAUCCCUGUCUCUUCUCUUAUUGACAACCCAGGCCUCUGCGGCUCCGCUCUCAAUAUAUCUUGCCCUGCUGUCCUCCCCAAGCCUAUUGUAUUAAACCCUAACUCUUCAUCCAAUCCUUUAUCCCAACCGGCGUCAAACCCUAAUACUCUUCGCCACAGGAAGAUAAAAAUCCUGAGCAUCUCAACCCUCAUAGCGAUUGCCGCUGCUGCCAUUAUUGCUGCCGGUGUGGUCGUCAUCACUGUCCUCAACCUCAAAGUCCGUCCUUCUGUCUCUAACUCUGCUACCGCUGCCCCCUUCGCCCUAUCAGACGGUUAUUUGAGCCAAUCACCAACCACUGAUUCUAGUUCCGGGAAGCUUGUAAUGUUUGGUGGGGGUGAAGCUGAAUUUAGUGCUGGGACGCAUGCACUUUUAAACAAGGACUGCGAACUAGGCCGUGGAGGGUUCGGUGCUGUCUACCAGGCUGUUCUGCGAGAUGGCCGGCCAGUGGCCAUCAAAAAGCUAACGGUCUCGAGCUUAGUUAAGUCACAAGAUGAGUUUGAGAGGGAGGUGAGCAUAUUAGGAAACGUGCGGCAUCAUAAUCUUGUUGCACUCAAAGGCUACUAUUGGACUUCGUCGCUCCAACUCCUUAUAUACGAGUUUGUUCCGGGUGGUAAUUUAUAUAAACACCUCCAUGAGUGCACUGCAUCUAAUUCCUUAUCAUGGCAAGAAAGAUUUGAUAUAAUUCUCGGUAUAGCGAGGAGCUUGGCGUGCCUUCAUCAACACAAUAUAAUUCAUUACAAUCUUAAAUCGAGCAAUGUUCUACUUGAUGAUUCAGGUGAGCCCAAAGUUGGGGACUAUGGCUUGGCUAAGCUUUUACCGAUGUUGGACCAUUAUGUUUUAAGCAGCAAGGUACAGAGUGCCCUUGGCUACAUGGCUCCUGAGUUUACAUGCCGAACAGUGAAGAUCACGGAUAAAUGUGAUGUCUAUGGAUUUGGAGUGCUUGUUUUGGAAAUCUUAUCAGGAAGGAGACCUGUGGAGUAUAUGGAGGAUGAUGUUGUCAUGCUCUGUGAUUUGGUGAGGGGUGCUUUGGAUGAAGGGAGGGCUGAAGAGUGUAUCGAUGAGAGACUUGGUGGGAAAUUUCCAAUCGACGAGGCUGUUCCGGUUAUUAAAUUGGGCUUGAUUUGUACUUCGAGGGUGCCAUCAAACAGGCCGGACAUGACUGAGGUGGUGAAUAUAUUGGAGCUGAUCAGGUGCCCUCAAGAUAGCCAGGAAGAUGAGAUCGGUUAAGGACUUUACGGAAGUAAUGUUAAUUUUCAUUUAGAUCCAUUUAUUUAGCAGUAACCAAGAGGGGAGAGAACGAGGAAAUAUGAGGUUCUACAAGAAGUAGAAUUCUCUGUGCUUUACUGAGAAAAAUAGGAAAAGCCAAAGAAGAGCAGAUGGUGUCAGCUUGACUAGCAUGUUGGUGGGCAAGGAUAGGUAUAAUGUUUCAUGUUGUUUAGUGUUUGAGAGCUCUAGAGGUGUUCGCUUUUCAUCUUUUCCCUGUUACUCCAUAUACCUUACCACCAAAUUCUACUAAUGUGAAAUCCUUUUUGAAGUACUGUAUUAGUUCAUAGUGCUCAGUGUAUUACUGUUUAAUUUCCAACAAUAUGUCAUGGGUAUUUUACAUUUGGCA